CUUUCGCACCAUUGCCUAGUGGAGUAAAAGGCAAAGACAUACACAAACCUUUGUACUGUCGCCAAAUCGUGUGCCCAGCCCUACUGACAGCACUGAGUAAAACAUCGUUACUAACCGAGCUUUUUACAGACAAGAAUUGAGAGAAAGACAGGAAGACGACAAGAGGCCAUGAAUUCCUUGUUGUUUGUUGUUGCCGCAACAUCAGUAGCCUGGUGCACACAGGCGGCUGUGUUGACAACGCCGGGCUCUGUGUGCACGUGGAAUGGUCACACCUUCUCGGAGGGGGAGCAGUACAAGCCCGACCCCUGCACCUUCUGCUUCUGUCGGGACGGGAGGGCGGCGUGCGCUGUGGCCGACUGCAUGAUGCCCUCGUGUGUCGACCCCGUGCGCCAACCCGACAAGUGCUGUCCCGUGUGUCCCAACGGUCAAAACUGUCGAGCGUUUGACGGAAGCAUCAUUCCAGCUGGGAAACAAGUGAAAAUCAACGAUGGAACCACCUGCGUGUGUCCCACCGGUGGACUUAUUUACCUGUCGGGUCUGAUGGCAGAGUGUGUUAGCGUAGCCAACUGAGUGAUAGCAAAAUCAAAAUAAAUUUGAUUAAAACCAC
Molecule: messenger RNA, 607 nt
Organism: Pomacea canaliculata
Lineage: Eukaryota; Metazoa; Mollusca; Gastropoda; Architaenioglossa; Ampullariidae
Product: von Willebrand factor C domain-containing protein 2-like
Exons: 2
Coding region: 169-570 (133 amino acids)
Biological process (GO): negative regulation of BMP signaling pathway
Cellular component (GO): AMPA glutamate receptor complex
Molecular function (GO): protein binding
Source: RefSeq, a predicted model, not a curated record